Messenger RNA from Mesorhabditis belari, 264 nucleotides. Lineage: Eukaryota; Metazoa; Nematoda; Chromadorea; Rhabditida; Rhabditidae. The record is from the annotation of a GenBank genome assembly.
AUGACGCUAAGACUCUUUCCGAUUCUCCUUUGCCUUGUCCCAAUUUAUCAGACAAUUCCCCUAAAUUGUCCACAAAUCCUCGGAUCCGCUGGAGUCAGCGAGAAGUUUGGGAACUCGGUCGGCCAUGCGAUUGAUUUGAUCAGUGUGAGAGCUCUGAGGAGGUUCAAUCCAUCGGUCACCGAGAAGAAUCGAGUGCCAACGAUGAACAUGGACUUGACUUCGGAAGCUGGUUCUUCUACCCUAUGCCCCGGAUUCUCGAGGCUU